UCUGUCCGACUGCGCCGACAAGUCACUGCUGCACUUUGUCACAGAUAUUUACCUUCAUUUGCUUUACGUUGGACUAUUUUGUCUUCCAGCAAGAACUGAGCAGCACUUCCAACUCUUUGAGUUAAAUUCAAAGAGAGUGAAAUCAUGAGUCAUCUCAACCCAGGGCUUAUUUCAGGAUAUAACAGCCUCACAGACAAACACCUUGCUGGAUAUUUCAGCAACGCUCGGAUUAGAAGACACCUCCAAAGAACAGGACUGCUCACCAGGAGCGGACGGAUCAUUCCAGACAAGGAAUACAGACAAAAACUGAUCCAAAGAGCCCACCACAGACGCAUCAGGGAAUGUUUGGCCCAGGCCAUUUUCCACAAAGUGCUGGAACUGGAGCGUCUACAUCAGACAGAGAUUAAAAGGAAACUGGAGGAGUUUGAAAGGAGAGAAAGAGUGCAUAAACUCAAGGAGGAACGCUGCAAAAGGUAUGAAGAAGGCAUCAUCCACAUCCUGUCACCACGCCCCCCCACAGGUGCUAGGGGCAUGCGCACACAGCAUUCUGGGCCAGAGGGGGUGCACUCUGAAACCUCAGAGUCUCCAGGCUCCUCUCGACCAAACACCGCUCCAGGAAAAAUGCAGAGGCCGGUACGUCUGAAGCCCCUCCACAGCAGCAGUACGACAACUUCAGUCAGACGAAGCGCCCCCUACAGGCAGCAUGAGUUCUCUCGUGAAGCAACCAACCAGACAUUCAACUACACGGAGAACAAGGACUCCAGGAGGCGUUUGACCAAGGUGGAGGUCUCCCAUGGCAUCUCACCCUACUGCCUCCCUGUCAUUAACAAUUUUAUCACCCCUGUGCCUCCGACCUCUAAAAAGAGGGAGGUGGGUGUAAAGGUGACUCCCAGUGGCACGCUGCGGGGCCGCAGGCUUCGUCCUACCACCGCCUCCAGUGGACCUGACGUCAUUGAGGGGCCUCUACCUCUUAGGAGUUCUGUGCACCAAAGUGGAGUCUCUGUGCACAUGGUGUACUUUGGCAAAACAGUACACCUUUCUCACGACCUGCUUGACCUGAGAGAUGAUGUCAAAGUGUUUCAGCAGCACUGUGGAGGAGAGAACCUCUGUGUGUACAGGGGCAAACUCUACGAGGGAGAUACAUUCCAGUUUGUGUCGCGGAGACAUCAAGGGUUUCCCUUCAGCUUGACCUUCUUCCUGAAUGGACUCCAGGUAGAGCGGCUGAGCUCCUGCUGUGAGUUCAAACACAGGAAGGGUUCCCGACUCGGAGGAAGACACGGACACUUUGGCUUCAUCAGCGUAAAGGGAGCAUCACCCUGCUACAAGUGUAUCAUAGCAGUGGGACUGGACAAAAAGCCUUUGCCUCCGCCACAGAGGGUCAAGCAGGAAGAAAUAAGGGAGGAGAUGGUCACCAGCCCUCAGGAGGCUUCUGAGGUGGAGAUGGAGAUGAGUGGAAACAACAUAAACCAUGAAACCAAACAUCCACAGGACAUGGAGAUGCAAACAAAAGAGGAUACACCACUCGAGGACGACAAACUCCAAGAUGACUAUGAAGAGGACUUUGAAGCUGAUGAUGCAGAAGACACAGCAAAAAAAGAAAUUAAAUCUCCAUCUCCAUCUAGCAAAAGUGAGAAGAAGGUUAGAGAUGACUCUGAGACUGAAGAUGACGUGAAGAAUGAAGACACAACGUUUCAUUCAGGCUCCAGCAUCUCAGACAGUGACAGGGAGGAGAGUGAUACAGAAGCUCCAAAUGAGAUUGAAGUGUACCAGAAAGCAGAACAACAUGAAGAUGUCCAUGAGAUCCUUGAACAGGAAACUGUUCCACCACAUGAAAAUGAUGAACAGAAUCCAGAAGUAGGUGGUGCUGAGGCCAUGUCUGCUGUCGUUAAAGGCUCAGAUUUACAGGAUAGUGUUUGGGACAGUACAGAGAUAGAGGUCUCCGACAGCGUCCCACCAAGGAGCCAGACUAAAGGAAAUGCUGACACCUCUGGGGACAACCUCACAGAAAAAAGUAGAUGUGAGAGCAAACAGGAAGAGGAACCAGAGAGGGCUAAAUCUGUGCAGGAGAAGCUGGCAGAAGCCAUUCUGAAGGAGGCCCAGUUCAGCUCUGAGCCGGAACUGAGCGACACCAGCACGGAGGAGGAGGAGGAGGCUACACGCAGCGACUGCAAAGCAGACAGUAAAGAUUCAGUUCCAGAGAUGUCAUCAGUGACAAUGACAGAACAACUUCAGACCAACAUAGAAGAGAGAAAAUGUGAAGAAAGUGUUGCUGAUGAAGUUGAGGAGGUACAGGAUCAAAAAGCUGAAAUGUCUGAAUUGAAGAAUGCGACUGAACCAGGUGACCAUCACAACGAUGACCCCAACAGAGACGAGAAGGUCAAAAAGGAUCUGCCUGCUGAAAAAGCUUCAGAGGCUGGUGAAGAAGAAGACAGAGAUAAGAAGGAUAAAUCAGAGGAUGUAGCACUGCAUCCUGUACCCAAAGUAAAAAAGGAGGAAGAUGACAAGACCUCUGUAAAAAAGGAAAAUACAGCACUGAAAGGCACUGAUGCUGAACCAGCAGGAACAGGUGAAGAAACAGAAGAGAAAACCACAAUGGAGGCAGACGAGCAGCCCGAGCAGAUGGACCAAGAUGCAAAAGGCGCUGAGGAGGAUGAGUCAUCGCCAGCUGAGACGAAGAAUGAUGAGACAGCAGCGGGAGAUAAUGUAGAGGUGAUGAUGACAAGCAGAACAAUGGAGAUGAAAGUGAAGCCCUCAGAGGAGCAAGAGGCUCUCAGCUGUGAAGAGGCCAAGAAAAACGAGGAGGAGGAAAAGGAGGAGGAGGGAGACAGUGAGACCAGACCCAGAGGACCAGAAAGCGAAGUCAUAGCUGAGAAUUCAAAUGGCUCGUCAGCGCCGGAACCAGCUAUGAUAGCUGAGGUGCACACGGAAAAUAUGACGCGUGACAACAGCAAAAGUGAUGUUAAAGACACAGAAGCUUCAGAGGUUAACAAAGACGACAGCAGAGAAAAGAUGUGGCAGGAAGCACAAGAGCAAAAAUCCAUAGAAUUAAAUAGAGAAAUUAUACAAGAUGAACAAACAGAAGCAAACAAUAAUAAAAGCAAAAAGGAUGAAACAGAAGAGGAAAAGAAUGAUGAAAGUGUGGAGGGAGAAAAGAUGAUGGAAAGUGGGGAAAGUGCAGAAGACAAAGUAGAUUCAAGUACAGAUGAGAAGAUAGAAGAAGAACCAAUAGAGAACAUGAAGACAUCCGGUGAGGAAGAAAUCUACGGAGACGACACAUCGAUAAAGAAAGAUGAAGAUGACAGGGAAGAAUUAGGAGAAAAGAGUGAUAAAACUGUGGAGUUUGAAGACAUAAAUGAUGCGAAGUCCAUUGAUGAUGGAGAGGAAAAGAGAGAGAAAGAUGGGAUUAAAGAAGGCGAUGAAGAAUCUACAGAUCAUAGAAGGAUAACUGAUGAGACUGUUGAACGAGAAGAACUGUCCAAAAAAACUAAAGAACCUGAAAACCACACAAAUACAAGUGUGCCACAAGAAAAGUUGAAAAUAGAUGAUAAAAAUCCUGUCGGGUUAAAGGAUGAUGGUGACGGCGAAUCAGCUGAUGUAGCUCAGGAGGCUAAAAGUGAUGAAGUGCAAAGAAAAGCAAUGGAGAAUGAAGAACUUAAAGAGACUGAAAGAGAUUUGUCCAUCAGGGAAAAGCAGGGGAUUGAUGCCGAAAGCGGAGAGUCUUCUCCUGGGAUAGAAAACGGAAACUACAAGGACAAGGCGGAAGUUUCAAUUCAAGAUGUGAAAACAGUAGAGCGAGAGACAAUGGAGGUAAAGACUGUAGAGGUCAGAGACGGUGAAGAUGUCAAGGUGGAUCAGAUAUCUGGAAGUGAAGCUAAGAACGAGGAUGCAAAUGUGGAUAACAGAGCUGAAUCUUAUCAUGAAGGUUCUGGUGUGCAGGUAAAAGAUGAAGCAAAAACGGAUGAAGUGAGCACAAGAAAGAAUGAAGGAAUGACAAAUAAUGACAAAAACACAACGCCAAUAUAUGACAUUAGAUCAGACCGAAAUAAUCAAACUGGAGAUUUGGAUUUGAUGACAAAAGCACAACAAAAGGAACAAUUUUCCAAACCUAGAGGGAAUGAGUCGGAAUGUGAGAAUCAGCCGGACAGUGAAGAAGCUGCUACUGGAUUUCAUCUUUUUGCACUGGAUGGAGAAAAAGGAACAGACAUGGAGGAUGCAAGCAAGGCCUCAGAGGAGGGAGCGAAUGUGCUGCUGAAGACUCAAACGCGACCGUCAAACGCCGAGGAGGCCAUCACGUCAGCUGAUAAAGAGUCUCCAGAUGGCUUAGAAAUGGAAGACAAUAGAGACCUCGUCACAAACUGGGUGACGGUGCAUCAAUCAUCCAGGUUUUUCCAGACGUUUGUUGAACCCUUAGAAGAUCUGGGCAGGUCUUCUUCAGAUGCUCAAGUGUACAAGUCGGACAAAGAAGUAACAAACGAGACAGGGUCAGUGCAUCAGGUGCAGGUCAGUGACGAAAGUGAAGACAAAAAGGAUGGACAUGAAAUCAAAGCAGCUCAUUUGGACCCGGAGAUCAGUUGGUCUGAAGAUGAAAAGCUGCAUGAAAAGGGUCCUAUGAAGUCUUUGCACAAAGACAGCGUUGAGAUUGGUGAGUUAAUACCGAAGGCACAAACUCACCAGUACAGUGAGGAAUCUGUAGCCAGUUUAACGAGAGAAGACCCGAGGUCAGAGAAGCGCAAAGGAAGUGUGGACUCGCAAGAUGGCACGGCAGCGGUGAUCGCAGAGCGAAGGGACGAAGUGGAAAAUUCCGCAGCUGGUGAGAAGCAAACUGAGGUUAAAGCAAUCAGGAAUAGUGAAGAAAAAUGUGCAAGCGCAGAAGAAAAGAGUCUAGAGUCCAGAUUGGUUUCUGAGGUCAGGUCAGCAAGCGAACCAGAACGCACCAGUGACACAUGGGAAAAAAUAGACAACGAAAGCAGAGAAGUCACGGAUAUAAUUGAUUUCACAGCAUCGGAAUAUGGAAGUCAAGAGGAAUGCCGCAGUGGACAGAUCCAAACCAAAGCGUCGGAUGAAACUGUUGGAGAAAAAAAAGAUGAGAAAGUGGUGAACGAUGUCAAACACACACUCAGUAAAGACCACGUGAGCACGUACUCAGUGGAGGAAACGCUGUUGGGUCGCAGCUCACAUUCUUUACUGAAUACUGCUAAGAUAGAGAGUGGACACUAACGAUCACUUUCUUUUAAAAAUAAUUAUUUAAAUUCCUAUCCAAACAAAUGUGCAAAAUUAGUUCAUUCAUUUGCUCUACCCACUUACUCCAGUUAAGGGUCACGGGGACUAGAACCUAUCCCAGCAGUCACUGGGCGAAAGAUGUGUAGACCCUAAACAGGCCGCCUGUCUAUCACAGGGCCACAUAUAAACAAAAACAGCCACACUCUCACUCACCCAUAUGGCCAAUUUAAAAUUUCCAGUGUACCUAACCUACAUGUCUUUUGGAAGUAUAAAAUUAGUGCUGAAUGCAAAAUCCCUAUGUUCUCAUUUGCAUUGCAGCACACUAUAAAAACACUGAUAUUAUAUUUUUGGCCAGUUUAUGUAUUUUAGAGAUGACAGACUCGAGCUUUCCGCCACUGCAUAAAGAAUGUAUGCCACAUUAAUUGUUUACGUGAGAUCAUUGCUUCCUGUUGUUGGUAUCAAUGAGACAGAGUUUGUGCACUGCAUCGUGUGUAGCCGCUGUCACUUAUUACCUGUAAACCAAUACUUUUGCACUCCCGCUGCACAAAUGCAUUAAAUAAUUUAUAGCUGAUGAUCUCCUAGAGC
Molecule: messenger RNA, 5805 nt
Organism: Thalassophryne amazonica
Lineage: Eukaryota; Metazoa; Chordata; Actinopteri; Batrachoidiformes; Batrachoididae
Gene: erich3
Product: glutamate-rich 3
Exons: 14
Coding region: 145-5217 (1690 amino acids)
Source: RefSeq, a predicted model, not a curated record